This is a messenger RNA of Temnothorax curvispinosus, 3714 nucleotides long. RefSeq lists its product as uncharacterized. The transcript has 2 exons. The record is from RefSeq and is a predicted model, not a curated record. Lineage: Eukaryota; Metazoa; Arthropoda; Insecta; Hymenoptera; Formicidae. Bases 1 to 3714 code for a protein of 1237 amino acids.
AUGACUGCAGUGCCGGAAGUCGCCACAACCACGAAUGACCUCCUGGCUCAACAGCAGGCGUUGAUGCAUUCGAUCACUCGAGCGCUCGAUAAUUUCAAGAAGCUCGGGAAAAACAAUUACACCGCCGCAAAGGUUCGAGCGCGAAUAGCCAGCACCAAAGAAGUUUGGACGCAAUGCCUUCGCGUGCACUCAGCCCUUUUGCAAGCAAUUCCGGAGGCGAAAAGGAGCACGCUGGAUUAUUUUAAAAACAAGCUUUUUGACCAGGCCGAGGAGAUCCAUUUGACGACGUUAGACUACAUGGCCGAAUGUUUGGAGGAACUCGCGCCGCUGCCGCCGCUCAUGACGGCGAACAGUCAUGGGUCAUCUGCCUCAUCGUUCUCGCUGUCGCAUCUGCCGCCCAACAACAUUCCACCGUUCUCGGGGAAGUACGAAGAAUGGGAGACGUUCCGCGAUCGCUUCACGUCCCUCAUUAUAAACAAUCACGAACUUUCUGCGUUUGCGCGAAUGCAUUUUUUGUCGUCAAGCCUCACCGGGCGGGCGCUCGAAUCCAUUCGAAGUAUCCCGAUAACCGCGGAUAAUUUUGAAAUUGCGUGGAAAACCCUCGAGUCUCGGUACGAAAAUAAGCGCCGAUUAGUCAAGAUGCAUGUUUCCGCGCUAUAUAAUUUGCCAAGCGUCUCCCGAGAGUCAGCAAGCGAACUCAGUGAACUCCGGGAUAAAGCAAAUCGUGCAAUCGCGUCGCUAAAGAAUUUAGAUCGAUCCGAAACCGACAUUCUCAGCGACAUGCUCGUGUAUAGCGUCACGCAAAAGAUAGAUCCCGCCACUCGGAAAGCGUGGGAACUAAAGGGUAGGGAUGACGCGCGGAUCCCAACAUAUGACGAGCUCGAUCGAUUCCUCGAUUCUCGUGCUCGCGCGCUCGAAGAGUUAAACCCCGCGAAUGUUACCAAAGAAGUUCGCUCGUCGAAGGUGACAAGCGCUACCGCAUCGGGAUCUUCUCCGAUUUCGUGUUCGCUUUGUAAAGCGUCUCACUUUAUGAAUAAAUGUCAACUCUUUAUAAACAAGAGUCCGAGUCAACGACUAGAGGCGGUCAAAAAGGCUAAUCGUUGUACAAAUUGCUUAAGCGCCAAACACGCCGUGCAAUUGUGUUCAAGCAAAUAUUCGUGUCGCAUAUGUAAAAAAAAGCACCAUUCGAUGCUACACGUCGACUCGGAUACUUCUGCUGCGACCGCGUCGAUCACCGAUGCCGCGCCAAUUAUGACAUUGUUCUCGACCGCUAAAGUGUCGUCGAUGCCUCCCGUGUUGCUCGCGACGGCUAGAGUGACAGUCAGUUUCCCAUCCGAAUCGCCGAACGGUCGCGCUCGCGUUGUUCGAGCGCUCUUAGAUCAAGGAUCGGAGAUGACGUUCAUUACUGAAAGAUUGAGGCAAGGCUUAAAAUUGCGUCGCGUUAGCAUGCCCGUCUCGAUCUCCGCCAUCGGAGGCGUCGACGCCGGAAUAUGUCGAUACGCGGCCGAAAUUCAAAUUUCUCCGCUCGGCCAAUCAUCUCUCGCGUUCAAGACCAUUGCGUCCGUAAUGAAAAGUCUAACGAAGUAUACUCCGUCGCCCGUAACGUCGCCCGUCCAAUGGAGCCAUGUAGCCGAUCUUGCGCUCGCGGAUCCGGAUCCUACGAACUCGGACUCCAUUGACGUAAUUAUAGGUACCGAUCUUUACGGCGACUUGCUGCUAGACGGCAUUCGAAAGGGCUCUCGCGGUCAACCCCUCGCUCAGAAUACUGUUCUCGGUUGGGUGCUGUCCGGUCCCGUGACUGACGCACAAGCGCGUCCUCGAACAAUCACGGCCCAGCACUGUUCAAAUUCCCCGUCUCUCGACGAGGAACUCCGACGUUUCUGGGAAAUCGAAGAGAUUCCUCGCGCCGUUCCGCUAAGUCCGGAAGAGCAACAGUGCGAAGAUCACUUCCUCGCCACACAUUGGCGCCGCUCCGACGGACGAUACGUGAUUCGCUUGCCUUUUAAAACCGGCCCCCCAAUCGAGAUCGGUGAUUCUUAUAACUCAGCCGAGCGACAGCUGAGAGGUCUUGAACGCAGGUUAAACGCCGAUGAAAGAUUAGCGACGGAAUAUCGCGCCUUUAUCGAGGAGUACGAGCGACUCGGGCACAUGAAGCGUGUGCCGCCCGACGCAAGCGCGUCGUCUCAGCGCGUGUACAUUCCGCAUCACCCCAUUAUUCGCGAAAGCAGUACCACCGCUCGGUUACGGGUCGUCUUUAAUGCAUCGAAUCCGACAAGCAAUGGCACGUCACUGAAUGACCACUUGCUAACCGGGCAAAAAUUACAGACCGAUUUAGCCGCAGUUCUGCUACGAUGGCUGCUACCUCGAUACGUCUACUCCGCAGAUAUUACGAAAAUGUAUCGUCAAAUCGAAAUUGAUCCCCGUGACGUCGACUAUCAGCGAAUAUUAUGGUUAGAUCGCGAAACUCGAGCCAUCAUUGCAUUUCUGCUGUUAGUCUUAACGUACGGAACGGUUAACGCUCCUCACGAUGCACUUCGCGUUCUGGAACAACUAGUUCGGGACGAGGGAGGCUCAUUUCCGUUAGCGAUUCCGGUGGUUAGAAAGUGCAGGUACAUAGACGACUUUCUCUUCGGGGCGGACGACAUCCCGCUGCUUCGUCAGACGCGCGAUCAAGUAUGCGCGUUACUGAGUCGGGGUCGGUUCGAAUUACGUAAGUGGGCGAGCAACUCUCCGCAACUUCUGACCGACAUUGACAUUGAAAAUCACGGACUAGCGUGUUCGAAAACGUUGCAGGCCGAUGAGCAACUGAAAGUGCUCGGAAUAAGCUGGAAUCCCGCACUCGAUGUUUUCCAGUUCAACGUUUCGCUCCCUCCUUCCGUUCCAAAAACCAAGAGGUCGAUCCUAUCCCUGGUAGCGAAAAUCUUUGAUCCGUUAGGCUGGGUCACGCCCGUGACAAUAAACGCAAAGAUCUUUUUGCAACAACUCUGGCAGGCGAAAGUGGAAUGGGACGAGGCCCUCGCGGACAAACUUCUCGCGCAGUGGGAGACGAUUCACGCGUCCCUGGCGACGAUCAACGGUCUUCACGUGGACCGUUGGGUGCAAUAUGGUUCCGACACUGCGAACUGCGAGCUGCACGGCUUUUGCGACGCCUCCUCCACCGCAUUCGCGGCGGCGGUUUAUAUUCGCGUCACCUCCUUGGUGGGCGAGACGACGUCCAGAUUGCUCAUCGCCAAGUCAAAGGUCGCUCCGAUCAAAUCCUUAAGUAUUCCUCGGUUGGAAUUAUCUGCUGCCGUUCUAUUGGCUAGGCUGUUAGAAUUCGUGCGAUCGUCGCUACAAUUAACUGCCAUACCUUGCUUUUGUUGGACGGACGCUCUCGUCGUUCUAGCGUGGGUGACUCAACACUCUUCGAAGUGGAAAACCUUCGUUUCCAAUCGCGUCUCAGAGAUCCAAUCUCGCAUUCCUUUCGCCACCUGGAAACACGUGCCAACCGAAGACAAUCCGGCCGACUGCGCUUCUCGCGGCAUUCUCGGAUGUCAUCUCGCGUCCCACCAUUUGUGGUGGCAGGGGCCUUCGUGGUUGAGACUUCCUAAAAAUGAGUGGCCAGCUCAACGCGAACCGUCAUCUCACGAUACGACACUCGAGCAAAAUCCGCGCAUCACUACGCACAUAGCUAAGCCGAUCGAGCGGUGGGAUUUAAUGCCAGUUCAGCAAUAG